Messenger RNA from Epinephelus fuscoguttatus (brown-marbled grouper), 762 nucleotides. It is a transcript of the gene trim110, whose product is annotated as tripartite motif containing 110. The transcript is spliced from 3 exons. Bases 154 to 663 code for a protein of 169 amino acids. Gene Ontology annotation, molecular function: zinc ion binding. NCBI's taxonomy places the organism in Eukaryota, Metazoa, Chordata, Actinopteri, Perciformes, Serranidae. The record is from RefSeq and is a predicted model, not a curated record.
CUGUUGGGAUUAGCCUCCGCAGUCAACAAACGGACGCACAACACACACGCUCUCCAAUGGCCACAGCCUGCACACACCAGGGCUCCAACAGUGUUUAGUUUUUAGACUUGUGUGACACACACAAACACACCAGGGACCCCCCAUCUGCUCACCAUGGCAUCCCUAGAUGAAGAGCUGACCUGCUCUGUGUGCCGAGACUUCUUCAGCCAAGCUCACCCCCUGCCCUGUGGUCAUAGCUUCUGCCCGGCCUGCAUCCGCGAGGCCUGGAGCGUCCAGGAUGAGGGCAAGAGUCGCUUUACCUGCCCCCAGUGUCAGGAGGAGCAUGGAGAAGUGCUGUGUGACUGCUGCCCACCCGAGGCAUCAGAGGGGCAGCCGGCGUUGGCUGUCAAGACCUGCCUGAGAUGUGAAGUGUCGCUUUGUGCCGAACACCUUCAACCCCAUCUGGAGAGACCUGCGUUCAGCACCCACCUGUUGGUGGAUCCACUUGGGGACCUCUCCCAGCGAAGGUGCCCAACACACACAGAGAUACUGCGCUACUACUGUGCUGACGAGAGGGUGUACGUGUGUGGUGACUGUCUGCUGGAUGGAGGGCAUGCUCAGCACAAAGUGAAAGCCCUGAAACAAGUAGAAGAGGAUCUGAAGGUCAGCUGGACAACCAUGUGACUCUCUGAAGCAGGAUGAAACCCAGGUGGAGCGGCUGGGCUCAGACCUGCAGGUCCAGGUGAGGAAGCUGGUGACUGAUCUAAAGGAGAUCACCAAGAG